Messenger RNA from Triticum urartu, 1740 nucleotides. NCBI's taxonomy places the organism in Eukaryota, Viridiplantae, Streptophyta, Magnoliopsida, Poales, Poaceae. The record is from RefSeq and is a predicted model, not a curated record.
CGGCCACUAGUCCAUAUCCCCUACCGCCUACCGCACGUCACUUGACCAGCCAGCCGCCCCACUCCACCCUCCACUGCGGCACGCGCUCCCGGCGAUGUCGUGGCUCGCGCGCUCCAUUGCGGCCACCCUCUCCUCCGCCCCCGACGACGACGACGAAGACGACCACUCCGAGGCAGCCUCCGGCGACGAAACCCCGGAUCACGCCGCCAACGCCGACGCCGAGGAGGACGAGCAGCCGGACACCCCCGGCCGCGGGGUCAAGGGCGACAUCUCCGAGCUGACCGAGUCCCUCACCCGACGCUUCUGGGGCGUCGCCUCCUUCCUCGCGCCACCGCCGUCCGCCGGGGCCGAGGCCGCCGAGACGUCGACGGCGGCGGCUGAGGCGGAGGCGGAGGCGGAGGGAGAGCAUGGGCCCCAGUCCCCGCGGGUCGCCGGGAUCCGGAACGACCUGGCUGAGAUCGGGGGCAGGGUGAGGAGCGGCAUCUCGAUGCUGUCCAACGCCAACGCCGUGGCGGAGAUCUCCAAGAUCGCCUCGUCCUUCCUGCCUUUCGUGCCGGAGGAAGAGGAGGAGGAUGUGGAUGCGGUGGACCUGACGGAGGAAGUGGUGGUGUUCGUCAGGCACAUCUCGACCUCUCCCGAGACGUGGCUCGAUUUCCCCCUCUUCGUCAACGACCGGCACGCCGAUGAUUUUGAACUGUCAGAUACACAAUGUGAACAUGCAUUGGCUAUAGAGCGUAUAGUACCAAGCUUAUCAUAUCUCAGAACCGAACUUUGUUCGACCAAUAUGAGUGAAGCAUGCUUUUGGAAGAUCUAUUUUGUGCUUCUUCACUCAAAGCUCAACAAGGAAGAUGCUGAACUUCUUUCAACGACACAAAUCCUGGAAGCAAGAGAAGAGUUAUUGCAAAGCUCCCCAAGGAUGAAAAAUGUAGCGUCUGAGGGUCCUGGGGGCCCAUCAGAAAGCAGCAAUGUUCUAUCUACCCAAGCUGAAGAUAGAGAGUUGUCACCCUCAAGCAUCCAAGACAAGAGUGGAAUGGCUGAAGCAACAUCUUUCCAAGAACCAACUCCUGAUUCUCUGCCAGGGGCUGAGGCUGACAAGCAUCCCAUUUCAACCAGCGAGCCGGAAAUUAUUGACAAGUCUGUAAUUGAAGAAGAGCUGGUGGUGAAAACUGAAAUCAAGAAUCAGGGUGACAAACCCAACCUGUACACCCCGGAGGACGACGACGACAAAGAAGUGGAGGAUUGGCUAGAGGACAUGGACCAUGCCGACAACAAAACAGGCAAUAUCACCUCGGUUGGGCAGGACGAAGACGUGUCAUUCAGCGACCUGGAGGAUGACGAUGAUGAUUAAGGGUUGCCUGGUGGUAAAUACCAAGCCCAGUGCCUGAUACAUAUGCUCUGCGGCUUCAAGACAUACGGUCGCUGUUAAACGAAGGAUCGUGUCUCAGUAGCUACUACAAAGCGAACAACGCGGAAGCAGAAUCACGACAAGUUGAUAAGCGUGUGUCUCCGGGGUUUUGCUUUCUUGAUUCGAGUUGAACGUUUACUUGUGUGCCGUCAUGGUCUGUACAUAGAAACAGUAGCCGCACGUCACUUGUAAGCUGUGUUGAUGCAAGAUUCUGAAUGUAGAUGCUAAAAACAUGUUCAUUUUUCUAGUGAACGCAAAAUACGAUACGGACUAAAGCUGUCAGAUAUCGUGUAACUGGUCAAGUUCAAGUAAACUCGUUUUGUUUCCGUAUUCUA